AUGUCGAAGAGAAAGUUCGAAGAUCAAGAUUUUUAUUUCAUUUAAAAUCCAUCUCCUUAACAUUAAAUUAAAGUGGGUCUAUCGAUACAAGUGGUAAGACCGAUAAUUCAGUAUUCAAGACCUGGCCGAUGGCUACUUCAAAUUCAAAUGCCACUUACCUUAACACAACUCGGGUUAAUCGACUCCCAGGCCAGGCCUAGCUAG
Populus nigra (black poplar) is the source of this 204-nucleotide messenger RNA. RefSeq lists its product as uncharacterized. The record is from RefSeq and is a predicted model, not a curated record. NCBI's taxonomy places the organism in Eukaryota, Viridiplantae, Streptophyta, Magnoliopsida, Malpighiales, Salicaceae.